Molecule: messenger RNA, 2461 nt
Organism: Xylona heveae TC161
Lineage: Eukaryota; Fungi; Ascomycota; Xylonomycetes; Xylonales; Xylonaceae
Product: leukotriene A-4 hydrolase
Exons: 10
Coding region: 378-2249 (623 amino acids)
Biological process (GO): proteolysis
Cellular component (GO): cytosol
Molecular function (GO): zinc ion binding; metallopeptidase activity; epoxide hydrolase activity
Source: RefSeq, a predicted model, not a curated record
AAAAGAUCAUUCAGUACCUUUUUGGCAUCUCAUAUGAAAAUGACAUGGAUCUGAUAUUUUUGUAUUGCUCUUCUGGGACAUAUCCCGUACCGGUACUUCGCCGAGACAGGAAAGUCGUAAACUGGCCUUCCUGACUUGGCUUGGUCUCAAGUACCGGUACGGCCAACCCUAAUCACGGAAUCCGUUCAGCAAUUGUGUUUGGAUGAUUCCCCUCCGCUGAGUGACCUCAGCUGCCCCGCCAUUCAACUCUCCAGUUCUCAUCCUAUAUGAACGGCUUUUGUCGCAAUUUGGUAUCAAGAAGCAUCCCAGCUGCUUGGAGGCCUCGCAUUUCCUCAAGUGUGACAGAAAGCUUCUGGGCUUCCACGACCGCUUGCAGAAUGGCGUCGACUACGAUUCAUUCGCCCCGCGAUCCCAAUACGUUGUCCAACUAUAACAAUUUCAUCACCACGCAUACUGUAGCCAAUUUUAAGAUCGACUUCAACCAGAAGAAGCUCCAAGGCAAUGUGACACUGCAGCUCAAGUCCAUUACUCCGGCCGAGAGCGACUACAUAACCCUCGAUACGAGCUAUUUGGAUAUCAAGGGUGUGAAGCUCGAUGGUACUGCGGCUAAAUGGGAGGUGCUUCCUCGCCUGGAACCCUAUGGAAGUCCUCUCAAGAUCAGUCUGCCCAGUGGCGUAGCGGAUGGCGAGACGGUCAAUGUUGAUAUUUCGCUGUCAACUACCAAGGACUGUACGGCGCUGCAGUGGCUGGGCCCAGCACAGACAUCAAACAAGAAACACCCGUAUAUGUUCUCCCAGUGCCAGGCUAUCCAUGCACGAAGCUUGUUUCCCUGUCAAGAUACACCCGACGUCAAAUCUACCUAUGACUUUAAUAUUCGCUCGCCUUUGCCAGUCUUGGCUAGCGGUCUUCCCACAGGCUCCAAGGACUUUGAACAAGGCGAGCAUGGCGAACCUGGUACCCUGCUUUACACGUUUCAACAAGCGCUGCCGAUUCCCAGUUAUCUGUUUGCACUUGCCAGCGGUGAUAUCGCAUCCGCUGCAGUAGGCCCGCGCAGCGUCGUCUGCACGGGUCCAGAGGAGCUGCAAGCAUCGAAAUGGGAACUUGAAGAUGAUACGGAGCGGUUUAUCCAGGCCGCCGAGAAAAUUGUCUAUCCAUACGCAUGGACGACGUACAACGUGUUGGUUUUACCUCCCAGCUUCCCCUAUGGAGGAAUGGAGAACCCUAUUUUCACCUUUGCUACGCCAACUAUCAUCUCCGGAGACCGAGAGAAUGUCGACGUUAUCGCACAUGAACUUUCUCAUAGCUGGAGCGGCAAUCUUGUGAGCAAUGCUUCCUGGGAGCAUUUUUGGUUGAAUGAGGGCUGGACGACAUAUCUCGAGCGUAGGAUCCAAGCAGCCAUUCACGGCGAGCCGCACCGAGACUUUUCUGCCAUUAUUGGUUGGAAGGCACUCUCCGAUUCCAUCGACCAAUUUGGCGAGGACCACGAAUUUACAAAAAUGAUCGUUGAUCUCAAGGGCAAGGACCCUGACGAUGCAUUCUCAAGUAUUCCCUACGAAAAGGGAUUCGUCUUCCUUUAUUAUCUAGAGAAACUCGUGGGAAAAGACAAGUGGGACAAGUUCAUUCCUUACUAUUUUACCAAGUACAAGGGAAAAUCGCUCGACUCCUAUGAUUUCAAGUCUACUGUGCUCGAAUUUUUCGCCAACGACGUUGAGGCGUCCAAGAAGGUCAACGAUCUUGAUUGGGACACAUGGUUCUACAAACCUGGUUAUCCUCCAAAGCCUAAUUUCGACACCUCGCUAGUUGACCGAUGCUAUAAGCUAGCUGAGGAUUGGGCGGAGCUGUCCAAGGACGGCGGUAAAGCCGACUUCAAGCCGAGCAAAGAUGAUAUCGCUGGCUGGACCGCUAAUCAGGUCGUGGUGUUUCUGGAGAAAAUCCAGAGCUGGGAAAACCCAAUGAUUAAAGGUGCUGUGGAGCUCAUGGGUAAAAGAUACGGCUUUGAGAGUAGCCAGAACGUCGAAGUGGUAAGCCGGUACUUUGGCAUCGGCUUGAAGGCGAAAUAUACUGCUGUUUACCAGGCGAGCGCUGAUUUGCUCGGCCGCGUUGGGCGUAUGAAGUUUGUGCGGCCGCUGUACCGCCAGCUCAACGAAGUGGACCGAGAUCUUGCGGUCAAGACAUUUGAAAAGAACAAAGAUUUCUAUCAUCCCAUCUGCCGGCAGAUGGUUGAGAAAGAUCUGUUUGGAAAUAAAUAGAAGAACCCAAAAGAUGUGAGUAAUGUUAGGGGAUGCGUCUUCAAGAGAUGCGACGGUCCACUAAGGACGCCAGCAGCUCCUUGUCCCAGCGCCACUGCAGGGGUAGUAAAAAAGAUGCACUCAUGUAAUAAACUAGAUACUAGCAUUUGUGAGGAUGGCAUCUAGCCAAUAUCCUUGAAAAAAUCCCAAUAUUCUGUGAUGUAUUGUGCUUG